CACGACUCCUGUUUGCUAGAGGACGUUGGGGUUUCUUGAUGACCGUUGGAAGGCGCGCGCCCAACGGGCGCUGGCGCCUUGGAGCGUCCAGACCAGCAGUGUUCCAAGCAUUCGCGCUGGGGGACUGGACGCACAGUGAGCAAUUCCAUUUCUCCUGAGCCACCUGAGUGCACCUGGACUCUGUGUCUAAGACGACAGCGAUCAGCUUUGGUGGAACCGGCAGGCAUUCGCGGCGCAGGCAUUUGGAGAUUACUAAUUCCUUAGUGAGCCAAGGACCGCGGUACCAAUACCCUUCAGAGCAGGUAUCACCCAGAAAUCUUAUCGAGGUCACUUCUCAUCGCAAAAGUUCCAGAAAGGCGCUCCAUUCGCUACAGGUGCAGGACCUCGCGCCAUCACGCCUCUGGCCUCUCUUCUGCGUGGGCUGUUUAAAGGUCUCGAGUGAGGCAGUGUCCUCGAGGAGCGAGAAGAGUCAGGGUGCAGAACGCCCGCCCUUGUUCUCUGGCCUGUGACCGCAUUCGGCCCGCCCUCGGCACCUCUAUAAGAGCCGCAGAGUAGAGCGAGCGCACUCGGAGCACCGCCCCCAGGAGCGCUACUUCCCUGGCUCCUCAGGCGCCGGUACCACAGUCUUCCCGGCUGCCGGACGCCAGUUCUUCCCCUUCUCAACCACCAAGCACGGGGUGACUGAGUCAGGCUCUUGGCUUCUCUCUGCACUCUCGCUCUAGCAGCCCUAGGCAGUCUCCCGCGGUGCUGAUCCGCAGGUGAGCAGAACUGCAGCGCCGCUGUCCGGGCGAGCUCACCUUGCACAGCACAGCGGCCAGGGCAAAACUCUGGUUCGCAGGAUGAAGAACCCGAUGCUGGAAGUGGUGUCUCUCCUCCUGGAGAAGCUGCUUCUCAUCUCCAACUUUAAGCUCUUUAGUGUGAGCACUCCUGGAGGCGGCACAGGGAAGAGCCGUCCCUAUGAAAUCAGCUCUUUUCUCCGGGGCGAUGUGCUGGAGGUGUCGAGGACCCAUUUUACCCACUAUGGGAUCUACCUGGGGAACAAUCGUGUCGCUCAUCUAAUGCCCGACAUCCUGUUGGCUCUGACCAGCGACCAAGGACGUACUCAGAAGGUGGUCUCCAACAAGCGCCUCAUCCCGGGAGUAAUUUGCAAGGUGGCCAGCAUCCGUGUGGACACGGUAGAGGACUUUGCCUACGGAGCAGACAUCCUUGUCAAUCACCUAGACGAGACUCUCAAGAAGGAAUCCUUGCUUAACGAGGAGGUGGCAUGCAGGGCUGAGCAGCAGUUGGGGAUAACUCCCUACAGCCUUCUGUGGAACAACUGCGAACACUUUGUGACCUACUGCAGAUAUGGAGCGCCAAUCAGUCCACAGGCUGAGAAGUUUCAUGAGACGGUGAAGAUAAUCAUCCGUGAUCAGAGAAGUUGUCUUGCUUCAGCUGUCUUGGGAUUAGUGUCCAUUGUCUACACAGGCCUGGCAUCAUAUGUGACCCUGCCUGCAGUCUGCAUCCCAUUCUGCUUGUGGAUGAUGUCUGGCUAGCUUCCAAUCCCCACAUGGAUGUGGAUGUACUCUGUGUGGGACUGUGUUUGCAUUUAUAGAACACAAAACUUCACAAGCUUGUUGAGAAAAUGUGGCCUUCAACAAUGUGUUCUAGAUUUUAAAAAAAAAAGCGAUUAAGACUCAUUCAAAGUGCUUACCAUGUAAGCCAGAACCAAGCUGUUCCAUGUCCUCUCGGGCGGUUCUGCUGCAGGCAGCAUGAGCUCCCGGAAGGAAACCACAGUCUGUUAGGACUCAGAAGACCCCAGGUGACAGCCACAGGAGAUGAUUUGGUUACUGUUGUUCUCCUGUAAUCAUAUUCUGUUGUUAGGCUUAUCAACUGAUCACUAACUUUACUGUAAAUGUACUCUGCUUAUUGAAUGACUGACAUUAAAGAGAAAAAUUUUCCUAACUUAAAUGUUUGAUAAUUAGCCAAAAAGAAACUAAAUCUCACAUUCUGUUUUGCCUUUCUUCAUGUAAUAAUAUAAUUUCAAGUCAGUCAAGAAUAUUAUUUUCAUGUUCUGAGAUCAGUGUUGACAGAGCUUACUGAAUGAAAGUAAUUGGCUAGGAAGCAUAGAAAUGUUUUUUCCUGUAGAAACAGUGACAGUUGCUAUUUAUAUUCACUUUUGAAUAGUCUCUGAUAUUGUGUUUUCCUUCUUCUUUUCAUAUGCCUGCAUGGCUACUUUAAAAUGUAAAUGCAUAUAGGAUUGAAGUAAUUCCAGUAUUUGGUGUACAUUCAUACUAAACAAAUACACUAAUAUCUGCAUACACACAUAUUGAUAAACAGACUGUAUUUCUUGUUACUUUAUUAUACUAGUGUGAUUAUUAAUGAGGAUCUACAAGGUGAACAUAAAAUAAAGUCCAAUGUGUUUUCCUAUGCCCUUAAAUCUGUAUUUAUGUCACUGGUUAGUUAUUUUUUAAAGCUAAGUUUAUUAGUGUCUUUAAAAAAUGUCAGAUUUGUUUUACUAUCAAUUUUCUACUCCAAGUGUAGUUUAUGGACUUACUGGAGGUAUGCCAUAGCAGCAUAUAAAGCCUAAAUAGGUAGAGCCAAAGGAAAUUACUCUUUGACAAAAUUAGCAAUGCCAAGCAUGGAAGGUGCUUUUACUGAAUUCACUGGAUCAGAAUGGAGACAUAGUAGUGUUGAAAACAUGCCUUCAAGACUUUAGCAAAUUCACUAAAAAUGACCGCACAGGUUGGAGCUGUUUUGUCAGAGGUGGUACAUGCCUGUGAUACCUGCGUGUAGAAGGCUGAAGCAGCAGACGGGGAGCUCUAGGUCUGCAUAGGCUGGAGGACACUUUUCUGUUAAGUGUCAAGCAUUACAGAACAGGCACUGAAGAGAGGACUCAGCUGUUAAGAGCUACUGCUGCUCUUUCAGAGGACCAGGGUUCAGUUGCCAGCAACCCCUGGUGGCUUACAAUCUGUAGCUCCAGUUCCUGAAGAUACAACACUCUCUUCUGGCCUCCAUGAGCAUAGCACACACAAGGCAGACAUACAUACAUGCAAAGCACUCACACACGCAAAUUAACAAUAAAGCUUUAAAAAAAGGAAUCACAAAAUAGCCAAGCAUGCUGGAAAGUCUCUAAUCCCAGCUCUUGGGAUGUGGAGGCAGGAGGAUUGGGAGUUUAAGACCAGCCUGCAACACAGGGUGUUUAAGACUUGUUUGCGUCACACAGGGGGUUUCAAGACCAACUUGCACUACACAGGCAGUUUAAGGCCAACCUGGGCUACGUGAGAUCCAAUCUCAAAAUAACAGCUAAGGAAUCAAAAAACAGUGUUUUUUACAGAGAAAAGGAGGAACUGGUUUAGUCAGUGAUCCAACUGAAACAAGACUGAAGAGCAGAUCUUAGUUCAACUGAGGUUUUAUUACCCUGAGUUUUCCUACAACAAAUUCAGCUGGGGUAUAAUGAUGAUUAAACUUUAUGUCUAAUAUUCAAAUUACACAUUUAAUUCCUUAUAUGUUUUAUAUAGUUAAAACAGUAAAUGACAAGAUCAAAGACUACAGGUGUCCUAUGGGCCUGUUGCAACCACUUAAAUUACCUUAAGCAUCCGUGCAUGCUGACAGCCAUAGUGUUAGUGCCGUUUCCCUUCACCCCGGGAACAUUUGUUUAAGUGAACUCAUUAUGAACUUGUUUUCAGACAUCAGUAUUGUAGACAGCAGAAAAUACUGUUUGACAUUAAAUCUGUGUUCAUAGAUAGUGGUUCCUCCUUGCAUACUACGGAAGUUCUGGGGGCUGGAAUUACCAUAAGUAAUCUUGAAUCUCUUCAUAUCAUUAGAACAAGAGUCAAUUCACCAUUCAUUAGAUGCUCACUUUGUGCUAAGCUGCAACUUCCUGUUGUAGUUUACCUAUUUGUUUUGUUUUGUUUUUGAGACAGGGUUUCAUUCAGUAGAUUAGAUUUGCCUCAAAUUCAACUCAUAGAGCUCUUCGGGCCUCUGUUUCCCAAGUACUGGGAUUAAAGGUGUACUCCAUCACUCCUGGCAGAGUACCACUUUUUAGCCACUUAUCACAGCCUGCAUACAGUGUGGUGGGAAUAUACAGAGAAGAAUAAGUAAUUCUGCCUCAAGAGUCAGGCAUUUAUUUGAAGGAGGGAGUAACAAGCAGGAAGCCAAGAGACUGCGGUUAUUUUGCUACACUGACAUUGUUCAACAGCUCUUGGCAAGAGAUGGAAGGAUUUGGCAAAUGUUCCUCAGCACCAGAAUUGCUGAACUUUAGGUAAGAUGGUAUCUCUUUUGUUACUUCUGUUGGAUUAGUUAGCUAACUAGGUAGAAAAAUGUCAGUUAUCCUGAACCAUUCAUUUCUUUCCUAACCAAGGGAAACAGGUCAUGAAUUUCUCCAUACUUCAUCAGUCAAGGCUCAUCUUUAUGAUCCAAGUUACUCAUAUCAUAGUAUUUCUAUUCUAUCUUAUACAGUGAUAGCCAAGUCAUGUUUGAUGAGCUUUUUCACUUAUUUUUUUUGUUCUUUACAUAAAUAAAAGCCAAAUGAAAUUAUUUACUGGAUUUGAGAUGAGCUAAUGCAAGUGUUAGGGAAUAGGUGGUGUAUGGAAUGAAAAGACAUGGGACAUAGGCUAAAAUAAACAGCUUAAUAGAUACAGUUGCAUUGGAAUGUCAGUGAUUGGUAUCUGAACAGAGGUAACUGAAGGCACACAGAGAGAAGGAACUAAUUCUAGCUGCUGAAAUGAAAAUCAGCAAGUACUGAGACUUGAAGAACAAGACAGGUUUUGGACAGGACAUUGCACACAUGGAUGGGAACAGCAUGGGGAAUGCAUGAAAACUGCUUACAACAUGCACCAUGAAUAGUAGUGAGGUAUUCUAUGUCAGGCAAAUGAAAGUGGUUUAGGGGCUAGCAGAGCAAGGGUGGUGACUAGACAUGCAGAAAGCAAUGCUGAGAUAGUGUAAGCUUUUUGUAGAUCAAGAGGUUUGGAUUUUAUGGAUAGGCAGUGGAGAACUGGAUUAUAGAAAGGUAACUUCCAAGAAUAAAGUGGAAGGGGUGAGGGUGGGAGGAAGGUUAGCUAAGGUUUUUUCACUGUCAAAUAAGGGCCUAGAGCAGUGGUUCUCAUCCUUCCUAAUGCUGUGACCCUUUAAUAAAGAUCCUCAUGUUGUGACCAUAAAAUUAUUUUCACUGUUACUUCAGAACAGUAAUUUUGUUACUGUUAUGAAUUGUAACGGAAAUAUCUGAUAUGCAGGAUAUUUGAUAUGUGAUCCCUGUGAAAACAUCACUUGACCUCCCUACCCACAAAAGGCUAUGACCCACAGGCCGAGAAACACUGGUCUAGCUGGUGAGAUGGCUGUAGGGAAGUGUACCUUCUGGAACGUCUGAUAACCUGAGUUCAAAUAAGGGUCUGCAGUUGCAAGGCAAGAAAGCAAAUGUGUCAAAGAAGUGCCAAUCAACUUGAGUCACACUCCUAGACUUGACUGAUGAGCAACUCAACUCUGAUAUCCUUGCUUUUCCUGAGAAAGAGCUGAUUCCUGCAAAAGAAAUUAACUUGACUACGGUGUAUACGUUGGAUAGUCUUGAUCUUUGCUCUGCUAAGCAUGCUCCUUUUUAAGGACAAACAAGGAAACGUGGAUUGGUUAUUUUAAUUUUUGUCAGAACCUAUUUCUUACUUCCCCAUUUUCUACUUCAUAUUGUUCGUGUCUAAGACCAAAAGCUGCUUUCCAGGAACAUGUAGUUACUAUAAUGGCAAAGUCUUUUGUUAUUGAUAAGAAACAUAUGGGAAGAGUCUUUGUUUUAUGUGAUUUAUCUGGGCUUUUGAUUAGCCUAGAUUUUUUAGUUGAACUAAUUUUAUAUUGAUAUAUAUGUUUUGAAUAAAAUUGAUUCUACAUCA
This is a messenger RNA of Mesocricetus auratus (golden hamster), 5855 nucleotides long. RefSeq names its product lecithin retinol acyltransferase (gene Lrat). The record is from RefSeq and is a predicted model, not a curated record. NCBI's taxonomy places the organism in Eukaryota, Metazoa, Chordata, Mammalia, Rodentia, Cricetidae. The coding region runs from base 840 to 1535 and encodes 231 amino acids. The transcript is spliced from 2 exons. Gene Ontology annotation, molecular function: phosphatidylcholine-retinol O-acyltransferase activity. Gene Ontology annotation, biological process: retinol metabolic process.